Molecule: messenger RNA, 1090 nt
Organism: Ananas comosus (pineapple)
Lineage: Eukaryota; Viridiplantae; Streptophyta; Magnoliopsida; Poales; Bromeliaceae
Product: pollen-specific leucine-rich repeat extensin-like protein 1
Exons: 9
Coding region: 54-704 (216 amino acids)
Source: RefSeq, a predicted model, not a curated record
UGCCAACCCGGGUGUUAACUUCCUGUGGCGUCCCAUCUCCAGCUGAAACUAGGAUGGCUCCAAAAUCACAUUUCGCCGCCAUUUUUGCUCUUUUCCACCCCCUCGCCAUUCUCUUCCUCCCUCGUGCGUUGGCCGGAAACAAUCACCUUAACAAUACAGAUCCAAAAAGACCAAAGCAGGGAGAACCAAAUGGUCAUCAAAAUGAUUGUACUGCGACGCCAACGAAGGGACCAGACCAUGAACGUCAAUCACAUCGUGGUCGUCGGGCCGUCCGGACUUCUUCUCCUCCUCCCGACAACGCACCAGGUUGUGGUCUUGCAAAAUAUGAUUCGAAUCCACCGCAAGAACAACAGCGAGGCGUGACUACAGCAAGCAAUAAAAAAGAACCCCCGGUUAAAGGAAGAGCUUCUGAUCCAAAAAGACCAAAGCAGGGAGAACCAAAUGGUCAUCAAAAUCAUCGUACUGCGCCGCCAACGCAGGGUCAUGGUCGUCCGGCGGUCCCGACUUCUUGUCCUAAAGACAACACAUCAGGUUAUGCUCCUGCAAAACGUCAACGGGAUCCACCAGCUGUUGCUCCUAUGAAAGGGGCAACAAACCCAGAGAACAAAAAAAAUAAUAACGACAAAACUCCGGUUAAGAGCAAGCCCAAGGACAAGGACAAGAAAAAAAGCUGUGAUCAGGAAGUCGUGGGAAAGGCAGCGUGAUUCAUGCUGAGGAAAGGAAGACAUCUAUUCCCAUCCUUCAGCUGAUUUUCGUUGUGUUUCGUAUCUUGCAUGGUGAUGUGUGUAUUUCGUUCAAAAAUAAUAUGCCUUUGUCUUGCGUUGUGAUGUGUUAAAACCUAUUUUCCACUAGUGUUCACUACCAAGUCAACCUUUUAGAGUACGUAAAAGGAUUUUAGAGUCGAUAUAUGCCAAAUCCUUUUAGUUGUGUUAUGCUCGUUUUGGCUUGCCAUGUACGAGAUGUAUUUCUGCUUUUAGUUUGGUGCUUGCUACAUGUAUUUGUAAUUUGCUGGUAUUAGGGGCCGUUUGGUUUGUUGCUUUUCCUAUAUGUAUUUGUACUCUGUUGGUAUAUAUUAUGGGUCGUUUGAUUC